UUGCAUCAGCAGUGCAUCACUGCUGUGUAGUACUACGGCGGUACACCAGUGACAUGGCCGCUCCAUACUAAGCACACAAGGUAGACUUGUGCGAAACAAACAUCUAUUUGGAAUAACGCACAGACCUAAACCUUGGGAGAAUUGUUUUUUUCUUUAUUUAUCUCCUAUAAGAUCGCAUCAUCUUCUUGACUUCAAAUUCAUCCAUGCACCGAAUGGUUUUUUUCGGGUACAUUCACAAUUAUGUGGCGGUUCAAAGCUUAAGAAAUUAUUGCGCGGUUGCGGGAAAUGAUAAUUUUUGCUCACGGCUGUCAGUUUUUGCGUGUUUCAUGUGGUGGUCAUUCAAAUAUUUCGGGCAAUCUUUGUGUUUGUGACCACCCAUUAAACGUCCAAAUUACUUUUUUGUUCGCUGGUUACUGGCAUGAAUGGAGUUAGAAAGAAUUUGUUACGUACUGUAACUGUUAAGAGAUACGUUGUGAUGAUAACCGUCCCGUGACUAGAAGGGCGGUCUCAGUCGAUUAUUGUAGAAAACGAAAGCAGUCUGCGGAAUGUACGGCCCCCUACAAUAGACCCUCGCUUUUUACACGUAUACGUAAGCGGCAAUGUAUUAUGUGUGUUGUUUAGCUCAGAUUGAUAAGGUUCAGUCCCCGACCUAUUGUAGCUUCCCACGCAGACGCUCGAAGGGCGUGCGUCUGCGUGGGAGACUAGCCCCGAACCACACUAAUCCGUUUUCAAAAGUAUCCGUUUUCGUCUCAACGAACACCAAGCAAAAUAUUUUCGACCACAUUAGAGCGAUUUCCUUUUAUUUUUACCUUUCCAGACUAAUACGUUUUCAUUCGAAAACGCAUAUUUUUAUUACGUUUUCGUAGGUAUAUGGUCCACGCUAAAACGCCCGCAAACGCUGAUAGAAGCGAUAGUAUAUGACGCUUUUUUUGUCACAGUUUUCGAAAGUCUCUGUUUUCAUCAGCGUUUUCGAGCGUUUUAAUGUGGAUGAUAGGCGAAAACGCAUCAAAAAGUAUGAGUUUAUAACGAGAUAGUGUGGUCGGUUAGUUUACAACACCUCGCGCGUCGUUCCGGGUCUUCCAAGAAACGGUGGUUGUCACACUUAUUUAUGGAACCAGUGUCGCAUUUCCGCACUAGACCGGAAGAAUUAAUUGUUCUAGUUCCUUAUAUAUAUAUGACAAGAACCUUACUUCUCCAAUGUUAAUCAGUCGAUGAUAUAGCAACGAAUAAGCACUUUGAACACUUGCUUUCCUACUAUACAGAAUCGAUACAGAAAAUGUCGGAGACUACUUAUACCCUGAUAGGUCCAGAUGUUCAGAGGAUAAACUGCCGAUUAUGCAGGCGCCAGGCUUGUGUUAAGGUUUUCGUAAUGUUGACGUAUCUUGCCGUUCUUCUGUGGCGAUUCAUUGGGUUAAUAUUGUACAGUAUACAUGCCACCGAUUGCUUCUUCCGUGAAAAACUUGCCAGCUACCGUUGUAAGAAUUUUACGUUGUUCUCCCAUGCUGAUGAAUUGGAAAUAGCAUGGCAAAUGGCUUCUGUUAUCAACACCUUGCUUGUUAUUUUAGUUCUCGUGAAAGUACCUGACUAUGAGGGAUAUGUAUCUGUUCUUCGAAAUAACUCGAGGCAUGCCCGGUUUUGGUCGCUUUUCGGGCAACUGACAAUCGCUAUUACUUACAACAUCAUUGUCAUUUCAACUGAGCCACAGGGGAUAAGUAAAUUUAUCGAGGUAGGGUUCAUUCUUGGUGAGAUUUCUACGACUCUCGUUGUGUACCUGUGGAAUACUGUCCCUGCACCAUGGAAGAAGCCCAAAGUUAGUGCUGAGCAUCUACUUUACAUGCUAACACUGAUUUUGUUCAUUCUGGAGAAUUUUUAUCUCUUCAUUUUGAUUUCGACUCAAGCUGCUUUCCAAGUAACAGGCGUCAACAAUUUUCGUCGAACCCCAUCCGCAUUUCAGGCGAUAACUAUUGUCGUUAACGCGGCCGAGGCCACGUUUUAUUACGCCAUGAUGAAGUUCUUCUGGAACAAGCUCUUUGAUGAUCGUAAAAACCUUUUGAUCAAUGACAAUGUUUAA
Messenger RNA from Orbicella faveolata, 2071 nucleotides. RefSeq lists its product as uncharacterized. NCBI's taxonomy places the organism in Eukaryota, Metazoa, Cnidaria, Anthozoa, Scleractinia, Merulinidae. The record is from RefSeq and is a predicted model, not a curated record.